Rubroshorea leprosula is the source of this 1292-nucleotide messenger RNA. Lineage: Eukaryota; Viridiplantae; Streptophyta; Magnoliopsida; Malvales; Dipterocarpaceae. The record is from the annotation of a GenBank genome assembly.
GCAUUCGGCGUCGGUGGGAGGGCUGGACGGCACCGGUUGAGGCUCUAGUUACUGUGCAGCCGCGUCGAUCCAACUUUGGGGCCAAGAAAUUUGGAAAGCGCUCUUUUUUCACGACGCGUUUUUUGCCGGUUCCGGCGCCGUCGCUCUUUGGAUUGACGCUCCCAUGGUGGCGAACGGUGCCUUGAGGACAGAUCCGGCACUGUGACGAGUAGGAUCGGUCUCCUACGGCGUCGACUGGUGCCUGGAGGAAAGAUCCUGUCUCCUUGACGUGCUUAUCACUUUAGGCUCCGAUUGACUCUUCCAUGAUGACUACCGUUGAACUGGAAAAUAGAUCCGGCAUCGUGCGAAAUCUGAUACAAAUAGAGCACCGAAGUGGCGCUAUGUUUCCUACUAUUACACAGCGGCCGUCAUUGUUCUACUGGCCAACCGGUGUUUCUACGAAGCAGUGGCCGUACCGCCGUACCGCCGUACCUUGGAUCCGCGGCAUCCGUCCUUUUGAAUUUUAAAGGGAGGGCAUGCACUCAGAAUUCAAACCACAAUGAGGCGUUUUGGAGGUUUUGGCACCUAGGUAGAGUUGAUACGGAGAGGUAAUUCGUUAAUCUUUAUAUUUUUCUUUUAUGCUUUCAAAGAGGCAAGAUUCUAUCUCUUUCGCACAUUUUUGGGAACUACUUUAGUUAAAAGACUAUCAUUCUCUGUACUAUUGUGUUUACAUCAUAAAUUGCAAAAUUUUAAUUAAUGUCACGUGUAAAAUUUUUAUUGACCGGAGGAGUUUAAGUCAUGUCAGAUUUGGAUUCUAGGUCCCAUGACAGAUCAGUACAUGAGUUGACAAGAUAGGAAAGGUAAAGAUAAAGAUAAUAUUUUAUGGAGUAAUUAUUUUCUUGAAACAGAAGAGAUAAUGGCAGCUGGAAAAUAGGAGAGGAUCACAGUUAAAAAGGAGAUUUUAUCUAAUAAAGUACAGGUGGCGAAAUCUGAAAGAAGAUUAGACUAGAUUAAAAGAUGAGGUGUCUCACUAUUCCAACAAACUACCCAUGAUUGAGUAACUGCCGGCACAAGAGGAAUAAAAAGGAAAUUUUGGCAAGAGGAACACACGGUCAGCCCUACUCAAACAUUAGCAAAUUUUCAUACUUUGAUUUUCUCUGCACAUGCUUCCAGAUUUUGGUUUUCAGCACAGAUUUCGUAUUCUAGCACAGAUUUCAUUAAAAUUUGGUUGUUUUUCAUCAUUUCAGUAGACAAAUUAUUUCCUAUAUUCAGUUAAACAAUUUCCUUUCAUGCAAUGAACUUCAAUCCUUCAA